Brenthis ino (lesser marbled fritillary) is the source of this 1008-nucleotide messenger RNA. NCBI's taxonomy places the organism in Eukaryota, Metazoa, Arthropoda, Insecta, Lepidoptera, Nymphalidae. The record is from the annotation of a GenBank genome assembly.
AUGGUAAGAGCGCGAAAAUUUGUCCUUAUAAAGAUAUUCUGUGGGAUGCCAAAACGAGAUGACUAUGAAAUAGUAGAAUUCGACCUACCUCCCCUUAAAGACAAGGAAAUUCUCGUCAAAGCUGAGUGGUUAAGUGUUGACCCUUAUUUGCGAAACGAGUUUGUUCCAUCUGUCCCUUGCGAUCAGGUUGGUGUCCAAAUUGGCAUAGUUCAACAGACCAGAAAUCCUAAAUAUCCUAUAGGUACAAGAAUUGUGUCCCAUAUGGGCUGGUGUGACUACGCAAUAUUGCAUGAGCCUAAGAACGAACUACAAGAUUUAAUGUAUGAAUUACCCGAUUUAGCGGGCCUCCCAACUGAAUUGGGGCUCGGUGCAGUAGGAAUUCCAGGUUUGACAGCUUAUUAUGGCUUUCUAGAAAUUUGUAAGCCUAAGCCGGGUGAAAUCGUUGUAGUAACAGGUGCUGCUGGAGCAGUAGGCUCUAUCGUGGGACAGAUUGCGAAGAUAAAAGGUUGUAAAGUUAUAGGAUUCGCCGGAAGUGAUGAUAAAGUACUAUGGUUGGAAAAGGAAUUAGGUUUUGAUAAAGCUUUCAACUAUAAAAGUGCGGACAUUUCCGCUGCCCUCAAACAAGCCGCGCCGAAUGGAGUUGACUGCUAUUUUGACAAUGUUGGUGGAGAAAUAAGCAGUAUCAUUAUGGGCCAAAUGAACGUGUUUGGGAGAGUUUCUGUAUGCGGUAGUAUCAGCGUCUACAAUUGCCUUCCCUCAGACUAUCCCGUGGCUACUACCAUUCAACCUAAUAUAAUAUCUAAACAAUUAAGAGUUGAAGGUUUUAGAGUAAAUCGAUGGCUUGAGACGAAAGAACUCGUUAUUGAGGCAUUCAAUAACCUUAUUAAGUGGAUAAAGGAUGGAAAAAUCAAGUGCAGAACCCAUAUAACUGAAGGUUUUGAUAAUGCGGUCAAUGCAUUUGUUGGUAUGUUAUCGGGAGAAAAUUUUGGCAAAGCAGUCGUUAAAGUC